AUCGCGACGAGGUUAUGAACGCACGUGUGCUCAUAAAACAACGAUAAAUAUCAAAUAAACAGUGUAUCGAUAACAGAAAAUCGAUUCUCGAUAUGGCUUCGACACCAGUGAACCUACAGGAGUUAAAACCUGAAGAAUUUAAAUCGUUUCUGGAUUCAUUCGAUUACGUAUUUUCGGAUUGUGAUGGUGUAAUAUGGGCCAAAACCGCUUUACCUGGCGCUGGAAAAUUCUUCAGCUUGAUGAAGAAACAUGGGAAGAAAGUGCAUUUCGUUUCAAAUAACAGUCUUAGAAGUAAAGAAAACUACGAGAAGCGGUUUGAAGAUGCCGAAAUCGAAAAUGGUUUUGAAAACCUCACAGUGCCUUCGAUCGCGAUUGCCGAAUAUUUGAAGUCUGUCAACUUUGACAAGAAAAUCUACAGCAUCAGCUGCCCAGAGACUAACAAUAUGUUGAAAUCAUACGGAUAUGAAAUUAAAGAGGGUCCCGAUGUUGGAACAGACUACUAUGAAGACUACAUCCUCUAUUCUAAGGAUGAUCCAGAAAUUGGUGCUGUGGUGAUGGACUGUGACUUCAAAGUGAACUUGCCCAAGCUGAACAAAGCCAGCGCAUACUUGGCCAGACCUGAAGUAUAUUUCCUAUGUGGUGCUACCGACAAAUACGUCUAUCAUAAACCCGGGUUCCGUACUUUAGCUACGGGGGCCUUCACAGACUUAGUGGCUGAAGAAACAAAUCGAACGCCAGUCACAUUGGGUAAACCUGGUAAGGCGUUUGGAGAAUUUGCUAUGAAGAGAGCUGGAGUAUCAGAUCCUAGUCGUGUCCUUUUCAUCGGAGACAUGAUUGAGCAAGAUGUGGGCCUUGGAAAAGCGACUGGCUUCAAAACCUUGCUGGUUUUAAAUAACCUAACUGUCGAUAUGAUGCUAGGUCACAAAACGAUCAAACCAGAUUUUUACGCCCAAUCACUAGGUGGAGCGGAAGAAGACUGUCACUGUCAGACUCUUGCUGACUUGGCCGAGGUCGCGGUGACUCAUAGCGCUUACCCCGCAACCCCGGCUGAACAUCAGCCCUAUAGGGCCCCGACUGCGGCGGUCUAUUGGCUCUUUGAGGCGCGCGCGCAACGCUACGCACCGUACGCUCUGGUCUGGUUCUAUUCGGACAACUACCCUUACUCGCCGUCCACAAACCCGCGCUUACGGUGGCCGGAAAUUGUCUCUUGA
This is a messenger RNA of Spodoptera exigua (beet armyworm), 1211 nucleotides long. The record is from the annotation of a GenBank genome assembly. NCBI's taxonomy places the organism in Eukaryota, Metazoa, Arthropoda, Insecta, Lepidoptera, Noctuidae.